Messenger RNA from Mycotypha africana, 2716 nucleotides. RefSeq names its product transitional endoplasmic reticulum ATPase. The coding region runs from base 22 to 2502 and encodes 826 amino acids. The transcript has 6 exons. Gene Ontology annotation, molecular function: ATP binding; ATP hydrolysis activity; polyubiquitin modification-dependent protein binding. NCBI's taxonomy places the organism in Eukaryota, Fungi, Mucoromycota, Mucoromycetes, Mucorales, Mycotyphaceae. The record is from RefSeq and is a predicted model, not a curated record. Gene Ontology annotation, cellular component: VCP-NPL4-UFD1 AAA ATPase complex; nucleus; cytosol. Gene Ontology annotation, biological process: autophagosome maturation; retrograde protein transport, ER to cytosol; mitotic spindle disassembly.
UCACAACUUGAAUCUAAAUAAAUGAGCAGUGACCAUAAAAAUAAACUUUUACCCAACUCAGGAAUUGAGGAAAACCAAGUUGAUCCCAAUCACGAUCCUGCUACUGCCAUCUUACGUCGUAAGGCAGCACCCAAUAAAUUGAUGGUCGAUGAUGCUACAAACGACGAUAAUUCUGUUAUUACACUUUCAACUGCUACCAUGGAGAGACUUCAGCUCUUCAGAGGUGAUACAGUCAUUGUUAAAGGAAAGAAGAGAAGAGAUACAGUUCUUAUUGUUUUAGCUGAUGAUGAGAUGGAAGACAAUAAGGCAAAAAUUAACAAGGUUGUUCGUAACAACUUGCGUGUUCGCCUCGGUGAUAUCCUUACCCUUCACCCUUGUCCUGACAUCAAAUAUGGUAAACGUAUCCAUGUCCUACCUAUCGACGAUACUGUCGAGGGAUUGACCGGUAAUCUUUUCGAAACUUUCUUAAAGCCAUACUUUUUGGAAGCAUACAGACCCGUUCGUAAGGGCGACACUUUCCUUGUUCGUGGUGGUAUGCGUGCUGUUGAAUUUAAGGUUGUUGAAACUGAUCCUGAGCCAUACUGUAUUGUUGCACAAGACACAGUAAUUCACUGUGAAGGAGAACCUAUCAAACGUGAAGAUGAAGAACAAAGCUUGAAUGAGGUUGGUUAUGAUGACAUUGGUGGCUGCCGUAAGCAAAUGGCACAAAUCCGUGAACUUGUCGAAUUGCCCCUUCGUCAUCCUCAACUGUUCAAGUCUAUCGGUAUCAAGCCUCCUCGUGGUAUUCUUAUGUUCGGUCCUCCUGGUACAGGUAAAACCUUGAUUGCCAGAGCAGUCGCCAAUGAAACUGGUGCCUUCUUUUUCUUGAUCAACGGUCCUGAAAUUAUGUCAAAGAUGGCUGGUGAAUCCGAAAGUAACCUUCGAAAGGCUUUCGAGGAAGCAGAAAAGAAUGCACCUGCUAUUAUUUUCAUUGAUGAAAUUGAUGCGAUUGCACCUAAACGUGAAAAGACUAAUGGUGAGGUAGAACGUCGUGUUGUUUCACAAUUACUCACUUUAAUGGAUGGUAUGAAGGCUCGUUCAAAUGUCGUUGUUAUUGCAGCUACGAACAGACCCAACUCUAUCGAUCCUGCUCUUCGUCGUUUUGGUCGUUUCGACCGUGAAGUCGAUAUUGGUAUUCCUGACCCCACUGGCCGUUUGGAAGUUCUUCGUAUUCACACAAAGAACAUGAAAUUGGACGAUGAUGUCGACCUGGAACAGAUUGCUUCUGAAACACAUGGUUAUGUUGGUGCCGAUAUUGCUUCACUCUGUUCCGAAGCUGCUAUGCAACAAAUUCGUGAAAAAAUGGAUCUUAUUGAUCUAGAAGAAGAAACGAUCGAUACCGAGGUUUUGGAUUCAUUAGCUGUUACUAUGGAAAACUUCCGUUAUGCUUUGGGCGUUUCCAAUCCUUCUGCUCUCCGUGAAACUGUCGUUGAAGUUCCCACUACUAAAUGGUCCGAUAUCGGUGGCCUUGAAAACGUUAAGCUCGAAUUACAAGAAACUGUUCAAUAUCCUGUUGAACAUCCUGAAAAGUUCUUGAAGUUUGGUAUGAGCCCUUCCAAGGGUGUGCUGUUCUAUGGUCCUCCUGGUACUGGUAAAACUAUGCUUGCCAAAGCUAUUGCCAAUGAAUGUCAAGCCAACUUCAUCUCUAUUAAGGGUCCUGAACUAUUAACCAUGUGGUUCGGUGAGUCAGAAGCCAACGUACGUGACGUUUUCGAUAAAGCUCGUGCUGCUGCCCCUUGCGUCAUGUUCUUUGAUGAAUUGGAUUCUAUUGCUAAAGCCCGUGGUAGCUCUGCUGGCGAUGCUGGAGGCGCUGGUGACCGUGUUCUUAACCAAAUUCUGACUGAAAUGGAUGGUAUGAAUGCUAAGAAGAAUGUUUUCGUUAUUGGUGCUACAAACAGACCCGAUCAAAUCGAUCCUGCCUUGUUGCGUCCUGGUCGUCUCGAUCAACUCAUCUAUAUUCCUCUUCCUGACGAGACGUCUCGUUUAUCUAUUUUAAGCGCACAGUUACGUAAAUCACCUGUCGCUCCUGACGUCGAUUUGAACUUUAUUGCCAAGCAUACACAAGGUUUCUCUGGUGCUGACCUUAGUGAAAUAUGCCAACGUGCAGCCAAACUCGCUAUCCGCGAAGAUAUUGAGAAGGAUAUUGCUAGAGAAAAGGAGCGCAGGAUGAAGGAAGAAGCUGGCGAAGAUGUAGGUAUGGAAGAUGACGAAGAAAAUGAAACUCCAGCAUACAUUACUCGUGCUCACUUUGAAGAAGCUAUGCGUUUCGCUCGUCGCUCAGUAAGUGAUGGCGAUAUCCGUCGUUAUGAAGUCUUUGCUCAAAAUCUUCAACAACAACGUGGUUUCGGUACAUUCAAAUUCCCUGAAUCAAAUGCUAAUGCUUCUGGAGCUCAAGCUAUGGACGGCGUGAGUGGGGAGAGCGGAUUUGGUCAAGAAGGUGGCGAUGAUGAUUUGUAUGCAUAGUUUAGAUAAUCACUGUUCAGUAUAGUAUUUUUCUUUUUUUUCCCCUCUCUUUUUCUAGUUACCUACCACUUUCCUUUUUUCCUUUUUUUUUGCAAUUUUAAAACCUUUUAUUCCAUCAAUAAUCCAACAGAAGAGAAAUAAAAUACACGAAAGUAUUAUAAAAAAGUACAACGCAUUUCAAAUCAGAUUACGAUGAAUAGUGAUUUUAAAUUUG